Cuscuta epithymum is the source of this 2312-nucleotide messenger RNA. The record is from the annotation of a GenBank genome assembly. Lineage: Eukaryota; Viridiplantae; Streptophyta; Magnoliopsida; Solanales; Convolvulaceae.
CAGGUGCAAAUCCAAUUUGAUUAAAUCCCUCGUCUUUUGCGCUAUAAAUAGUGGGCUAUGUUUGAUGUACACAAAAAAUAUACUUUUCGUACAUUGUCUGUGUGCAUAGGCAAUUGGAAGACAAAUGUUAUCUUUUUCUUAACCAAUUUUCAUGUGCACAGGUAAAUAAGGGGUGUACACAAAAAGUCUUAACCAUUUUUGAUAAAUAGUACACAUCCGUCUCAUUCAAAAGAGAACAUUGCCAUAAACUUUCUCAACCAAGAUUCAUUUGUAUAAUCAUCAUCCUCAGUGGUCAACAAAUGGGUAAUAAUAGUCAGCAACUUCAUCUUUUCUUCCUUCCUGGAAUGGCUCACGGCCACAUGAUUCCAACUCUGGACAUGGCCAAGCUCUUCGCUUCCCGUGGCAUCACCGCAACCAUAAUCACCACCCCUUUCAACGAACCCGUUUUCUCCUCUGCCGUUCGUAAAUACACAGAGCUGGGGCACCAAAUCCAGAUCCGAUUGGUCGAGUUCCCCGGCGUCCAGCUUGGAUUACCGGAAAAUUGCCAGCGUGUCGACCAGCUCCCCUCCCGCGAAUCAAUUCCCACUUUCAUGAAGGCCUGCUCCCUACUCCAACAACCCUUGGAGGCGCUCCUCGAAGAGCUCCGCCCUGACUGUCUCGUCGCCGAUAUGUUCUUCCCUUGGGCGACGGCCGCCGCCGCCAAGUUCGGUAUUCCGAGGUUGGUCUUCCACGGAACAAAUUGUGUUUCCCUGUGUGCCUCGCACAGUCUGGCGACUCACAAGCCUUACAAAAACGUCUCCUGUGAUUCUGAACCCUUCACAAUUCCAAAUCUUCCCCACCAACUGAAGCUCACCAGAGUUCAAGUUCCAGACCACCAACGUGGCGGCGGAGAUGAACACCCCAUGACGGCUUUCAUGAAUCAAGUAAGGUAUGCGGAUGAAAUAAGCUACGGCGUGAUCUUUAACAGCUUCUAUGAGCUGGAACCCGAAUUUGCAGAGUACUACAGGAAGGUUCUUGGUAGAAAGUCAUGGAUGGUGGGCCCGUUUUCCCUUCUAAACAGGGACAUGGAGGAUAAAUCUCUGAGAGGAAAGAAAUCCUCAAUCGGAGAAACAGAGUGUAUGGACUGGCUGGAUUCCAAGAAACCCAACUCCGUCGUCUACGUCUGUUUCGGAAGCAUUGCGAACUUCGCCGUUUCCCAGCUCAAAGAAAUGGCGGCGGGGAUAGAAAGCUCCGGGCAGGAUUUCAUUUGGGUGAUCAGAAACAAGAGAGAAGAAGACAACGGAAAAGAGGAGUGGAUGCCGGAAGGGUUCGAGAAGAGGACGGAAGGCAGAGGGUUGAUCAUAAGAGGCUGGGCCCCACAAGUGCUGAUUCUUGAAAACCCGGCCGUGGGCGCGUUCGUGACUCACUGCGGCUGGAACUCGACGCUGGAGGGGAUCUGCGCCGGGGUGCCGAUGGUGACUUGGCCGGUCUUCGCCGAGCAGUUCAUCAACGAGAAGCUGGUGACGGAUGUUCUGAGGACCGGAGUCGGGGUUGGGUCGAAAGAGUGGAAACCAGUGGACAGUGAUGGUGUGAAGAAGGAAGACAUUGCAGAGGCCAUCAAGAAAGUGAUGGUGGGGCCAGAGUCAGGGGAGAUGAGGAACAGAGCAGCAGCGUUGAAAAAUAGCGCAAGGAAGGCCAUCGAGAAUGGCGGAUCUUCUUUCUCAGAUUUGACUUAUCUGCUGGAUGAACUCAGAACAAACCGUGCAAAACAGUGAGCAGACAAUAAUGAAUUGCAGUUCAUUUUCAACUUCAAACAGGGUGGAGACAGGAAGCCCUAGAGGGCUCCACCUCCGGAAAAAAAUCUAAAUUAUACGGAGCAUUUAUGUGUGAAUUUUUUAAUAAAUAAAAAAUAUCUCAAUGUUUUGAGCUUUGAUCCCACAGUAAAUUUUUUAAAAUCCAGCUACUUAGAUUUCUGACUUCGCUAUGGACUUCAAACUAGACUUAUCUUCAGCCUUAACAUUCAAAAAAAUUUAUGUACUCCCUCCGUCCCAUUUUAUUUAGCCAAACAUUUUUCCCAAGUCAAAAUUGUUCAAGUUUGACUAAUUAUAUAUGUAUACACAGAAAUAUUGAUAAUGUGAAACUUAUAUGAAAAUGUUUUUUUGUUAAAAAUACUAUCAUAAAAAUAUAAAUUUAUUAAGUUUUACAUAAAUAUAUUAGUUAAAAUAAUGGAUUAGAGUUUAUUAUUUUUGACUGGAAAAGUCAAAGAUGGCUAAAUAAAAAGGGACGAAUGUAGUAUAUAUUACUAAAACUCAUGUUAAUUCUCAUAAUAUGAC